CGACCAGCGUAGAGGCUGGGAGGAGCAUUCCUCAGCUCCUUUCAGCACUCAGCGUCAAAGCUGCGGCCGAAACAUGUACUCCCAGGAGUGGCUCGUGAAGGAUUUCAGCGGGCUAAGCGGCAGCAAGGACUCUCCACCGUUUACGCUGGGCGGUCACACAUGGCGGCUGGAGCUUUACCCUGGCUUUACCACGGAGCCUCUCACGCACCUGUCCGUGUUCCUGCGAGCCCAGGGAGAUGGCAGCAACGGCACCGUGCCACCGCCACCCACCAAGUUCAACUUCACUAUACAGAACUGGGUGAACUCCGAAGCCUCCUUCUGCACGAAAGACCAUACAUUCACGACCUUCAAGGAAAACGAGCACCGGGGCUGGGGCUGGGACAAGUUGCUGCCCCUGAAGAAGCUUUUCACGCCUGCCUCCGGCUUCUUGCGUGCGCAUGACGGUGCUUUGCUCAUCCGCCUGGACCUGGAGUACCAGCAGGCGCCGGCAGCGGCGGGCCAGUCGGACCCACGUGAUGGCAGCAGCUACCCAGCCACCAUCAGCAGCACCAGUAGCAGCGGCGGCGGCAGUGGCGACGGUGGCACGCAGGCUGCUAGCGCCAUGAGCGAGCUUAGCAGCGACUUCCUUGCGCUGCUCGAAGACCCCCACCCCACAUCUGACCUCACCAUCAGUGCCACGGCAUCAGCGGCACCGGGGGACAGCGGUGAAACGAGCAGCGCGGUGGCUGGGGGUGCCGAGUGCAGCCGCCGCUUCCCCGUGCACCGCGCCAUCUUGGCCGCGCGCUGCCCCUACUUCGCCACGCACUUUGCCAGCGGGCUGGGCGACAGCAACACGCGCGAGCUGCACCUGCCGGACACCGACCCGGACGCGCUGGCGGCACUGCUGCGCUUCAUGUACGGCGGGGAGCUUCGUGUGGCUUCCCGGGAGCAGGCGUGGCGCUGCCUAGCGCUGGCGGACCGGCUGCUGCUGCCCAAGGCGGCAGGGCUGCUGCGAGCGCACCUGCUUGCCACCCUGUCUCCGACUACCGUCAUGGCGGACCUGAUGUGGGCAGCGGGUCUGGCGGAGGGCCAGGGGCAGGCGGAGCUGCUGACGGGGCUCAUCAGCAGUGCGGCGGAAAUGGAAGAGGACAUUCCGGAGGCGCAGGUGGAGCAGCUGGCGGCGGCGCACCCGGCUCUGGUGGCGCAGCUCUUCACGGCGCGCUUCCGGGCGUCUAAGCGACUGCGCUCAGCACCCAAGUAAGGACCUGUGACGCGGCACGGAGAUGCGGCAUGCGUCGUAGGUGUGGCUCUUCGGCAUUGGCACAGGUUGUACCGUGCAUUUGAACCGCCUGACGACGAGUGCGGCAGCUCAGGCAGGAGCAUGAGACUGGUCUUGUGCGCAUAUCCAUGUGUUACUGCAGGAUAAUUUAGUCAAUGCCAUGUCUUGCUGCUGUACGUGAGCUUUACUGGCAUGCCGUUGGGGGCUACCAACUAGUUGCGAGUUGACAGAUGGUGGGCAGGUGUCCAUCAUGGCUGCACGGGCACUCGUGCGUUGCAGAUACGAUGCUGGUUGGCCGGGGCUGCUGCCAGUCAAUACGGUAUCCGUGUUGUUCGGAGUGGCGACUGGUAAUUUGGUUUGGGAGAACAUUUAGGGGUCCAGAUGCAGGUGGUGAAUGCUGCGUACAGUAAUGCCUUGGGCCGUGCUAGGCCUGGAAUCCCGACUCCAGGUAAUGCUUUUUAACUGGCCGCUCAGCCAUAAGGUUGGAACGCAGCUGGAAUCAUAUCACUUUAAGCAC
This is a messenger RNA of Chlamydomonas reinhardtii, 1775 nucleotides long. RefSeq lists its product as uncharacterized. Gene Ontology annotation, cellular component: cytoplasm; ubiquitin ligase complex. The transcript has 4 exons. NCBI's taxonomy places the organism in Eukaryota, Viridiplantae, Chlorophyta, Chlorophyceae, Chlamydomonadales, Chlamydomonadaceae. Bases 74 to 1240 code for a protein of 388 amino acids. The record is from RefSeq and is a predicted model, not a curated record. Gene Ontology annotation, molecular function: protein binding.